Molecule: messenger RNA, 2673 nt
Organism: Prunus mume (Japanese apricot)
Lineage: Eukaryota; Viridiplantae; Streptophyta; Magnoliopsida; Rosales; Rosaceae
Source: RefSeq, a predicted model, not a curated record
AUGGGAUCGUCUCAGACCUUCACAGAAGAAUGGAAUUCUCUCUUCCCAAUUUCCUCAGUCUUCAAGCCUCCCCUCCUCCUUUCAAACCCUUCUCUAAAACCGAUCCUGGGUCCUCUGAUCUUCAACCCUAAACCCAACUCCACAACCCUCCUUUUCUCUUCUUCCUCUUCUCUCCUUCCCCCUCUCCCUCCUUUACCUCAUCUCUCUCUCCCUCGUUUUCUCCUCACUUCCCCCCCUGACUCUGCCCCUCUUCCCUCCUCCGUUCCCUCCGUAGCCUCCUUCUUGGGCCCCCACCACCCCAAAAACGACGUCUCCUCGUCUCUCCUCUACAACCGUCUUGAAUUCCUUCCGUGCCCGCAGAUUAACACCGUCGUUGUAUUCUUCCCCACUGGUGGAAACUCUGACCAAGUUGGGUUCUUGCAGUUGGUGUUAAAAGGUUCGACCUUUGAUGUCAAAGUGGAUGCAAACGGAGGGGUUUUCGCCUCCGGGCGGUGGUUUAGUUAUCGUAUUUCGAGGAUUUCGGUGAACCCGAUUCCUGGGUUUUCGAGUUUAAGAGAUAAUGGUUCUUGUGUGACAAUUGGGUAUUUAUUGGCUUCUACUAUGUACUCUGUGCAUUGGUUUAUUGUAAAGGUUGGAGAUUUUGGUCCAAAUUUAGAUAGUAGGGUUAGUUUAGUUCAUUUGGGUAGUAAGAUUUUCAAGACUUGCUGUGUUGUACAUGCUUGUUGGAGUCCACAUUUAUUGGAAGAGAGUGUGGUGUUGUUCGAGAAUGGUGAUUUAUUCUUGUUUGAUUUGGACUCUCGUCUAAAAACCCCCCACACUUUGAAUGCAAAUUUUAAAUUUAAUGGGACCAGAUUGAAAGUGCCCUGGGAUAUUGAUGAUGGUUCGGGUAGUUCACGAAAUUAUAGGUGGUUGAGUUGUGAGUUCAGUUGGCACCCUAGAGUUUUGAUAGUUGCACGUUCAGAUGCAGUUUUCUUAGUUGAGUUGAGGGCCCAUGAGUGUAAUGUUAGUUGUUUGAUGAAAAUUGAGAUGUUGCAUAUGUAUGCCUCCGUUGAAAAGGAGCAGUUCCUUGUGCUUUCAAAGGCAGGUUCUGACGAUUUUCACUUUGUUUUGGCUUCUGACACUUUGUUAGUUGUUUGUGAUGUGCGCAAGCCAUUGAUGCCGGUGUUGCAAUGGGCUCAUGGCCUUGAUAAACCAAGCUAUGUUGAUGUUUUAAGACUGUCAGAGUUGAGGUCACAGUCGAGGGAUGACAAAUUUAAUUGGGCUUCUGACUCGGGUUUUUGCAUUAUAGUGGGGUCGUUUUGGAAUUGUGACUCUAGCCAUGAGUGCCAUUGUGGAAGCUGUCUUGUAAAAGAAGAGUUUUCAAAAGACGCUCUCCCUGAAUGGAUUGAUUGGCAGCAGAAGAAAGAAAUUGUUUUGGGCUUCGGCAUUGUAAACAAAGAUCUGUCUGCUCUGCUUUCUGAGCCAGAUGAAUUUGGUGGUUUUACAUUGAUAAGGCUUAUGUCCUCAGGGAAGCUUGAAUUACAGAGAUAUUGUGCAUCAUUUGAUUCUAUAAAAAAAGUAGAAGAAUCACAUGGAGAACAUUUGCUUUUUAAGGAUUAUUUGCUGUACUCCCUAGUUGAUGAGGAAUACAAAUUUCCUAGGAGAUUUAAAUACCUUAAACUUGACUACCUCUGUGGUUAUCUGAAUGGUAAUCUUGAUGAAGUCUUAGAUGACAAAAUAAAAAUUCCCUAUAAUGAUCAAGGGAAGGAACUUUUUAGCUCAGAGUUUCAUGAAACUUUAUGCAAAAAGUUACAUGCUUGUGGUUUUGGUAAGUUUAGAUCAUCUCCUGCAGUUACAAGUGUUUUAAAUGACAUUAACUUGCCUGCAAGCAUACACGAGGUUGUUUUGAAGAGAUUGUGGUCAGACUUGCCCAUUGAGCUUCUGGAACUGGCCUUUUCUAACAACUCUGAAAUCCUUGAAGUGCUUGUGGACAAAAAUAGGGUGGCUUUGGAAUUCUCUGCAGUACCAGACCUAUCUCAGUUGCCUCCUUUCAUUUUAAGGAAAUUUUCAUGCCGCAGCAAUAAGUGGUCACAGAAACUGCAACCUGGUGAUGCCCUUGUGGGUCCAGUUCUUCCUCUUCCUGUUUUGCUUGCACUUCAUGAAUAUCGCAAUGGAUGUCCGAAUUCAGAUGAAAAAUCAGGUAGAUUUUCAGUAGAGGCAGAAAUUAAUCGCAGCUGUGAUGAGGUCAUGCAGGUCACCGGUGAACUGGCUGUUUCUAUUUCUGAGGCUGCGAUUGUCGAUAAUCCAGUGACGUCCCUUGCUAAUGAUGGAGACGAGACAUGGAGAAGCUCUCAAAAGUCAAAACCUUUCUUUUCAUAUCAGCCAGUUGCGGCUAAAGGAUCUCCACUGGAUCAUACACAGGGCAAAUCUGUUUAUAAGGAUGACAGGUUUGACACCUUAAUUUCUAAAGUGUCUGAUAAGAAGCAUGUAUCCAACGACAAUCAGGAUAAUGUCGGACUAGAACUAUUUGAUGAUCUUUGCCCUGUAGAGUUGAGAUUUGAUGCUUGUUCCUUGAAGUUUGAACAGAAGGAAUUGGAGGCGUAUUGUAAAUUGAAGGGGGAAUUCUUAAAAUGGCAAAAGAGCUUUGACUUGUAUCAAGAAUUCUGCUCUCGGAUUGAAUCAAAAAGCUCAUAA